Hyla sarda is the source of this 3508-nucleotide messenger RNA. RefSeq names its product glutaminase kidney isoform, mitochondrial-like. Gene Ontology annotation, biological process: L-glutamine catabolic process. Gene Ontology annotation, molecular function: glutaminase activity; protein binding; DNA binding. Bases 81 to 2270 code for a protein of 729 amino acids. The record is from RefSeq and is a predicted model, not a curated record. NCBI's taxonomy places the organism in Eukaryota, Metazoa, Chordata, Amphibia, Anura, Hylidae. The transcript has 8 exons.
UCACAGAAAGCGGAUUGUACAAGGCGGCUUCCUGUACCUUUAUUCCCAGGCGUUGAGGAUUGUAUUUGUUUACAAUCAGUAUGAUUCGGAUUGGGGGAUCGCUUUUUCUUAAACAUAUUAUAAUUCUAAAUAGAAGACAUUGCUGCAAAACAGCUGCGUUAAAUGUGAGCUUUAGCACCAAGAGAAAUACUGGUGAUGGUGAAGACAACACUAACGCGAGGAGGUUUACGCUGUUAUCCCAGUUUAGGAGCUUCUGCUCUAAAUCCGAGGAACCUGCGGACCACGAAAGUAUACAGAAGACCACGACGGAUGUGAAUAGUACAAAUACUGCGGUUAGUUCUCCCAAGGACGACAAGAAAAGCAAACAAGGGCUUCUACCAAGUUUGGAAGAUCUGCUCUUCUACACAAUUGCUGAAGGACAAGAAAAAAUACCAGUACAUAAAUUUAUCACUGCAUUAAAAUCUACUGGUCUUCGCACCUCCGAUCCAAGGCUUAAAGAAUGCAUGGACAUGUUGAGACUUUCCCUACAAACUUCAUCUGAUGGCGUAAUGUUAGACAAAGAACUCUUUAAAAAGUGUGUUCAGAGUAACAUUGUGCUACUAACACAAGCAUUUCGAAGAAAAUUUGUCAUACCUGAUUUUAUGUCCUUUACAUCACACAUCGAUGAACUGUUCGAAAGCGCUAAGAAAUUAUCAGGUGGAAAGGUUGCUGAUUACAUUCCUCAACUGUCUAAAUUUAGUCCUGACCUGUGGGGUGUUUCGCUUUGUACAGUAGAUGGUCAAAGACAUUCGGUUGGUGAUACCAAAGUCCCAUUUUGCUUACAGUCAUGCGUCAAGCCUCUGAAGUAUGCAAUUUCCGUUAAUGAUCUUAGCACAGAGUAUGUGCAUAGAUAUGUCGGAAAGGAACCUAGUGGCUUAAGGUUCAAUAAGCUGUUUUUGAAUGAAGAUGAAAAACCACACAACCCAAUGGUGAAUGCUGGUGCAAUUGUUGUCACUUCUUUAAUAAAGGAAAGGUCAAUCAUGUCAGCGGUGUGGAAAUAUUUCACAAUUUCGGAAAAAGACAUAAAAUUUGCAAUCUGCAAUAUUUGUUCAGCAGAAAUUUCAAAAGGAGGUGCAGUGGCAAGGCACUUUUCCACAACCGGAUUGAUAUAUCAUCUGAAAGCACGUCAUCCAAAUCAGCAUGCAGAAUACAGCCAAGCAACAAAACUUAAAACCCCAACUAGCACAACACCAUCUAUUGCCACAGCAUUUGAGAGAGUUAAAAAAUUUGCCAACGAUAGUGCCAAAGCACAAGACAUUACAGAAAAACUUAUCGAAUUUAUUGCCUUAGAUGAUCAGCCAUUUUCUGUUGUGGAGGACAUUGGGUUUCGCAGGCUUCUUGGACAUAUUGAGCCACGUUACACACUGCCAAGCAGACGCUAUCUUGCUGAAACCUGUCUACCGAAAAUGUUUGACCGUAUUGCAAAACACAUUCAUGAGCUGAUGUCCACAGACAUUCCAGCCAUAAGUUUUACCACCGACAUUUGGAGCUCAGACGUGAGCCCAACCAGCCUGCUUAGUUUAACAGCGCAGUGGAUAGACACAGAUUUUAAUCUGAAAAAUAUCUUGCUUCACGCACAAAAGUUUGUUGGGUCACACACUGCAGCAGCAAUAUCAGAAACAUUAGAAACCAUGCUUGAAACUUGGCACAUUGAUAAAUCUAAAGUUCAUCUGAUUGUUCGAGAUAAUGCACGGAACAUGGUAAAAGCAAUGGAGAAUAGUGGAAUCCAGAGUAUACCAUGCAUGGCACACACGCUGCAGUUAGCUGUGAAUGAGGGAGUGCUGAGUCAGCGGAGCAUAUCAGAAAUAACAGCAACAGGGAGGAAAAUUGUAGGUCACUUUAAGCAUUCAAUACUUGCUUAUUCCAGAUUACAAGACGUGCAAGUACAGUUUGGAAUGCCACCCACACGACUGCAGCAAGAUGUAGCCACUCGCUUAAACAGCACAUACUACAUGUUGGAAAGUCUAAUUGACCUAAAGAGAGUCUUGGCUGCAUACAUGUCCGAUCACGAACUGCCAGUAACAUUGAGUUCACAUCAAUGGAUGCUAAUGGAAAACAUUGUUUCUCUUCUUGCUCCAUUUGAACAGUUAACCAAGGAAAUAAGUUCAAGUAAUGCAUCUGUUGCUGAAGUUAUUACUUUGAUUACAGCACUGAAGCGUCUGCUAGCAAAAGAGGCGCAAACUGAUGAUGGUGUAAAAACAGCUAAAAAAAACCUUAUUGCAGGCUGUUAACACACGAUUUGAAGACAUUGAGUGCAACCCUCUGUACUCAAUUGCAACAGUACUAGAUCCCAGAUUUAAAGAUCACUAUUUUGAUGUGGAGAAAAAGCAGCGUGCAAUUGAAAUUAUACAGGCACAAUUGGAGGUGAUGAAAACAUCUGGUGAAGCAGACCCAACAUGCAGCACAGAGGUACCGGAGAAACGGUCUCGUACAAGUGACAAGGAGCCCACUCCCUCACUUUCUGACAUGUUUGAUGAAAUCCUACAGGAAAUUACCCCAAUCCACAGCAGUGACCCAUCAAGUGCAGCUACACAACAGCUGGAGAUUUAUCUAUCCGAACAACCUAUUGCCAGAAGUAGCAAUCCCCUUGACUACUGGUGCAUGAACAAGAACCGAUUUCCAUUCCUUGCACUGAUUGCACGCAGAUAUUAAUCUGCCCCAAGCACCAGCACAGAGAGUGAGAGACUGUUCAGUGCUGCAUCCCACAUUCUCGAUGAGAAGAGAAACCGUCUCUCUUCCCAGAAAGUUGAACUACUUUUGUUCUUGAAGAGAAAUAUGCCACUUUUACUGAAGUAAAAAAACGCAUUCCAAUUUGCUAAUUAUUUGCAUUAAAAUUAUUAUGCAGCCAGCCAUGUUACUUCAGGCUACAUGUGUUGUUUACAAUUUAAUGUUGAUUUCAGUUCUUUAUUACUAUUUUGCACUAUGAUGUUUUCUUAAACUAGUUUAUAACUUAAUGAGACAGCUGUCUCAUUUUAAAACAAAAUUGAAUAAAACCACUUUUUUUUUGGCUUCUACUUACCAGCCACUGGUCUUUUCCCCCACAUCUUAGUCACAUUCCAAGGAAUGCAAAAAGGCAGCACCCCCCUGAUACAAGGAGAUUACUCUCUGAUGGUUCUUUUGGGAUUCCAAUUUCCCUAAAAUGCGACCAAGAUAAAGGUGUACCCAGUAGUUGGUAAAUAUAAGCAUAAAAAUUAAGGAUUUAUUUUGGUUUUAAAAAUGAGACCGCUUUCUCAUUCAGUUAUUAAACUACUGAAUGAGACAAUUGUUUCAGUUGAUGUUUUGAAGGUAUGCAUGUCCCUUUAAAGUGGAAUAAAUAGUAAAUACAAUGGUAUUUUGCUCUUUUACACUGAAACAAAUUAAAAUCUAGAGCUGCUGUUUGAAUUUAUUAGUGGAUUUGUUGUUACUGUUUUGCAACAAUAGUUUUAUAUAUUAAUAUAUAUGUAUUUGUGUCCAAUUUUGGGGUGCUAUU